AUGGUAGCUUCAUUACUUGCUGAAUUAAAUGAUUGUGCUUUGCAGGAGUUGGUGAACACCUUUGUUGAUAAUUGGCCACAGUACGAGCACAGGAUCUGCUGCAGACAUUUAUACCAAAAUUUGAGGAAAAAUCAUCCUAGUGUCAUUAUUAGAGACCUUUUUUGGAAAGCAGCCAAGGCUACCUAUCGGCAAGCAUUUGAGAGGACAAUGAAUGAGCUAAAGGAGGUGGAUGAAGAUGCAUUCAAAUGGCUGCAAUCUCAGUCAACAACUAUCUGGGCUAGGCACAUGUUCAAAAGUGAUGGCCAGAGUGACACGCUUGAGUGUAUUAGGCUAUAUCUGAUGAUUAGAUUUCAAGCAAACAGAGAAAUGAUUACGAAGGUGGAAUCUGAGUUGUGUCCUAAGAUAAGGAAGAGGCUGUACAAGGAGAAGUUGGCAUACAACAAGUGGAUAGCAUGUUGGGCUGGUCGUAUGAAGUUUGAAGUGAAGAAUGGGCUUGAGAGUUUCAUUGUGGACUUGAAAGAGAAGAAAUGCAGCUGUAGGAAGUGGGACAUAGUUGGCAUACCAUGUUGCCAUGCCAUUUCUUGCAUAUUUUUCAACAGAGAAGAUGCUGAAAAGUAUGUCAAUGCUUGCUACAAAAAGACUACCUACAUUGAUUGCUAUGAACCCAUUAUAGAGCCCAUCAAUGGCCAAAAUAUGUGGGGUCCUAGUGGACUGCCACCUGUGCAACCCCCUAUCAAAAGGAGACCUCCUGGCAGGCCUAAGAAGAAGAGGGCACUGGAGCCUGAUGAACCUAGAAGUCACAGAAAAAAAAGAGGCCUAGGCAUCUCAAAACAAUGCAAGUUAUAUGGGAAAUUAGGACACAACAAGAGGAGCUGCAAGGGAGAAGUAGGAGGGAACUCCUCCUUGCCUAGGAGUGCAUCCCAAGCUAGUAGGACCACUAGAAGGGCAGCCAAGGAUGCUCAGCCAACAGUACACAGGGCACAACCAAGCUCUAAUGAUGAUGUGACCACAAGUGCACCUCCACCCCCCACUGAUAACCAGUCCAAUCGAAGACAAAAAAAACAGAGGAAGAGAAGUGCAGUCACUACUGAAACCUUGAAUGCAACUGGGAAUGCAGCAAGAUAUAUGGUAGCAAUGAGAUCUGCUAAAAGAUAG
Quercus lobata is the source of this 1155-nucleotide messenger RNA. RefSeq lists its product as uncharacterized. Gene Ontology annotation, molecular function: zinc ion binding. The transcript is spliced from 3 exons. NCBI's taxonomy places the organism in Eukaryota, Viridiplantae, Streptophyta, Magnoliopsida, Fagales, Fagaceae. The record is from RefSeq and is a predicted model, not a curated record. The coding region runs from base 1 to 1155 and encodes 384 amino acids.